This is a messenger RNA of Solanum stenotomum, 1546 nucleotides long. RefSeq lists its product as uncharacterized. The coding region runs from base 264 to 1196 and encodes 310 amino acids. Gene Ontology annotation, cellular component: cytosol. Lineage: Eukaryota; Viridiplantae; Streptophyta; Magnoliopsida; Solanales; Solanaceae. The transcript has 2 exons. Gene Ontology annotation, molecular function: protein-folding chaperone binding. The record is from RefSeq and is a predicted model, not a curated record.
GUAUCUUAGCACAACAUCCGCCAAUUUCUCUACCUUACGCAUUGAUUCGCCUUGACGACCGGCCAACUCGCCGGAGUUUUCCCCGUCGAGUACGGGUCAACCACUUCCUUUUAUACAGAUUUAACAAACUUACCAGAAAUUUCUCGAGAAACAGUCUGUUAUAUAUUUUUUUAUAAAUAUAUAUACAAACACAUAUAUUCCUUCUUCGUUUUCAUCAACGAUACAGAGAGAAAACAGGACAGUGAAAGAGAAGAGAAGAAAAUAUGAGUGUUGAUUACUAUAAAACACUGAAAGUGUCACGUAAUGCGAGUGAAGAAGAUUUGAAGAAAUCGUAUAAGAGAUUGGCGAUGAAAUGGCAUCCGGAUAAGAAUAGUGAGAAUAAGAAGGAAGCUGAAGCGAAAUUCAAGCAGAUAUCUGAGGCUUAUGAUGUGCUGAGUGAUCCUCAGAAGCGUCAGAUCUAUGAUAUAUAUGGUGACGAGGCACUGAAGUCUGGUCAAUUCGAUCCAUCCUCACCUAGUGAUAGAAGAGGAUUUAAGUUCAAUUCGCGUGAUGCGGAAGAUAUUUUCGCGGAAUUUUUUGGUGGAUCGGAUGGGUACAGUAGGAGUACUGGUGGUACUGUACGGAUUCGGAAAGCUGCGCCGGUGGAGAACAAGUUGCCGUGUAGCUUGGAGGAGUUAUACAAGGGUUCUAAGAGGAAAAUGAAGAUUUCAAGGAUUGUUCUUGAUGGCACUGGUAAGCCCACAACUAUUGAAGAGGUCUUGGCAAUACACAUUAAACCUGGUUGGAAGAAAGGCACAAAAAUUACUUUUCCAGAGAAAGGGAACCAUGAGCCUGGAGCUGCACCUGGUGAUCUUAUUUUUGUAAUAGAUGAAAAGCCACAUGACGUUUUCAAGAGGGAUGGGAAUGAUCUAGUGAUCAAUCAGAAAAUCUCAUUAGUAGAUGCUCUCGCUGGGAAAACUAUCAACCUGACUGCUUUGGAUGGAAGGGAACUCACUAUACCAAUCACAGAUGUUGUUAAACCAGGACAUGAGCAGAAAAUCCCGAAUGAAGGAAUGCCAAUAUCGAAAGAACCUGGAAAGAAAGGAAAUUUGAGGAUCAAGUUUGAGGUUAAAUUCCCGUCAAGGCUUAGUUCAGAUCAGAAAUGUGAUAUCAGAAGAGUAUUGGGCAGAACUGCCGACUACCAUGGUUAUACUUGAGAUUUUACCAAGACUGAUUGUUUAUGUACAUACUUGAAAAGUUUGCAUAAGGUUUAUGCUAGACAUAAGACAGGAAAAUUGUGCAUAGUAGGACUACUGUUUUGACACGAUGCCUCUCAAAGUUCACUUUUGUUUAGCACCAUAAAAGGAGCUAAUAUAGCAGCUGCCCAUAUAUAAUUCUUACGUUGGAACACGUUAGCUAGUUUACUAGUUUUAAUAACUGUGCUAUUUUAUUUAAUUUGGAGGUAGAUGCUAUACAUCAAGUAAUUGGAGUUGGGAGUAGCUUGCUAUCUUGUUCGAAUUUUAUUUUCAUCUGUGGCUGCAGAUUGUGGCAGACUAGUAAUGAACCU